CUCUCGCAUUAUUUAACCUUCUGCAAAACCCAACGAUAUCCCACACAAACCCAACAACUUCCUCAAUUGGACAUCGACUUCUUCUUCGCUAGAAAAAGAAAAAAAAAAUGGCAAACGCAGCCGUAACUGUGAUGCUCAUGCUCAUCAUGGCCGUCGUCGCUGCAACCACCGAAGGAGCUCAGAGCAGCUCCACACAACCCAAUUGGGCCAAGAAGCUCAAGACAAGGAAGAAAACGAGGUCGGAGACAGUGACCAACCUCCAAUUCUACUUCCACGACACAGUCAGUGGGAAGAACCCAAGUGCCGUCCGUGUGGCGCAAGCCCCAGAGACCGAGAAGUCCCUCACCCUUUUCGGAGCUCUGCUCAUGGCAGACGACCCACUAACCGAAACGCCUGACCCGAAGUCCAAGAUCGUGGGCCGGGCGCAGGGGAUGUACGGGUCAUCCGGGCAGCAAGAGUUUGGGCUUACUAUGGCCAUGUGCUUCGCGUUCUGUGAUGGCAUGUACAAUGGGAGCUCGAUCAGUAUUUUUGGUAAGAACUCGGCUUUGAAUCCGGUUCGGGAGAUGCCGGUAGUGGCCGGAACCGGCGUUUUCCGGUUGGCGCGGGGUUAUGCAAUUGCCAAGACGCAUUGGUUUAAUACUAUGGGUGAUGCAAUUGUUGGAUACAAUGUCACUCUAAUUCACUAGAGCUAGCUAGCUAGUACACUUAUGAGAUCUUUCAUAUAUAUAUAUAUAUAUAUAUAUAUAUAUAUAUAUUCAUAUAUAGUUUGCUUUUCUUUUCUUUGUUGUUUCAAUUAAACUUUGAAUUACUAGUUUCUGGUUUGCUUGAUUGUUGAGCGUGGUAUGUUCUGGCAGUUUUAGUGCAUCUUAUGAGAUCUUGGUUUCUCCUCGUUACCAUUUGGUUUUAGGUGAUCGGUUUACUGAUUUUAUUAUGUAUGUUGUGUAUUAGACAUAAUAAGAGUAAUUAUCUCUAA
Molecule: messenger RNA, 973 nt
Organism: Pyrus x bretschneideri (Chinese white pear)
Lineage: Eukaryota; Viridiplantae; Streptophyta; Magnoliopsida; Rosales; Rosaceae
Product: dirigent protein 23
Exons: 1
Coding region: 108-686 (192 amino acids)
Source: RefSeq, a predicted model, not a curated record